Culicoides brevitarsis is the source of this 1518-nucleotide messenger RNA. Its product is annotated as serpin B6-like. Gene Ontology annotation, molecular function: serine-type endopeptidase inhibitor activity. The record is from RefSeq and is a predicted model, not a curated record. The coding region runs from base 33 to 1298 and encodes 421 amino acids. Lineage: Eukaryota; Metazoa; Arthropoda; Insecta; Diptera; Ceratopogonidae. The transcript has 3 exons.
ACCGAGCUGUGUAAAAUCGUAUUUAGUGAGUGAUGGUCUUUCAUUUGCUGCACAAAAAAUCAAAUAUUUUGUCCACAAUCCACCUAAAAGUUUUGCUCUUCGUGCUAUUGCCUUAUCAAGUGCAUUUAUCAAACAGUAUUAGUGAUAUAAAUCCCGAAAAUCCAACAACAAUGGAACAAUUUGCAAAGAAUUCCUACGCUUUUGGAGCUGAUUUGUACAAGGAAUUGGCCAGUGACCCAUCAGAAAAUGUUGUUUUCUCACCGAUGUCGAUCCAAACCUGUUUGUCGAUGGUUUAUAUGGCUGCCAAAGGACGCACUUUUGAGGAAAUCGGCAAUGUCUUGAAAUACGGAGCAAGCGGAAAUAAGCAAGAAGUCGCUAAAGUCUUCCAAGACAUUCUCGAAGGCACGGAAAAGGAAAAAGGAUUAGAAAUCGCUAACCGCAUCUAUGUCAUGCAAAACUACAAACUCAAACAAGCCUUCAACGAACUGACGACGAAACAUUUCAAAUCUGGCGUUGAGAGCUUGGAUUUUGCACAAAAUACUGCUGCUGCCAAGCAAAUCAAUACCUGGGUAGAGGAAAAAACUCACGAUAAAAUCAAGGAUCUUAUUAAGCCGGAUAUGCUUGACGGUAUGACUCGCGCUGUUCUCGUUAACGCAAUCUACUUCAAAGGAAAAUGGCUUUAUCCCUUCAACAAAGACCUGACCUACCCAAUGCCCUUCUACGUGACCCCAACGGAAACUGUUAAUGUCGAUAUGAUGACAAUCAAGAAGCAUUUCAAAUACGGAGCUUUGUCGAAAUUCGAUGCUACCGCUCUCGAAAUGGAAUACAAAGACUCCAACAUCUCCAUGUUGUUCAUCUUGCCGAACCAAAAGGACGGCUUGAAGGCAUUGGAAGAAAAAAUCCACGAAAUUGACUUGAAGGAAUUAGACAGUCAAAUGUUCAAACAAGAGGUUGAAGUGUUCCUACCAAAAUUCGAGUUUGAGUUUACUCGCGAACUCAACGAUGUUUUAAGUAAACUUGGUAUGGCGACUGCUUUUGGUGACGCCGCUGACUUUUCUGAGUUGUUGGACUCUCCCGAACCACUGAAAAUCUCGAAAGUCAUUCACAAGGCAUUCAUCAAAGUCGAUGAAGAAGGAGCUGAAGCUGCCGCAGCAACUGCUGCGGUAAUGGUGAUGAAAUGUGCCUUUUUCUCAUUAGAACCAACGAAAGAAUUUCGUGUGGAUCAUCCUUUCUACUUCGUUUUGAAGAACAAAAUUGAUCAUGUGACGUUAUUCUCUGGACGUAUUCAAAAAAUUUAAAUUAUAAAAUUUUAAUGUUUAAAAUUUAAUAUUAAAUUAAUGUUUGUACGUAAAUUGUAUUAAGGGCCUUCGAACAAAAAUUAUUAAAAAAACUUAAAAAUCGAAAAUAUUUCAUAAAAAUCUCAUGCACAAAAUUAAGCAUAAUUUGCACUUCUUUUUUUUUUUGCUCAUUUUCAUUAAUUUUAAUUGGAUUAUUUUUUUUUUAUCAAAAUUUACUUUU